Molecule: messenger RNA, 1723 nt
Organism: Pocillopora verrucosa
Lineage: Eukaryota; Metazoa; Cnidaria; Anthozoa; Scleractinia; Pocilloporidae
Product: serine/threonine-protein kinase PDIK1L
Biological process (GO): protein phosphorylation
Molecular function (GO): ATP binding; protein serine/threonine kinase activity
Source: RefSeq, a predicted model, not a curated record
AAUAUGAUUAACUCGGCAGGUUUGUUUUCCUUGAUAGGCUGUCUUUAAAAGUUAUCAUAUGAAUGGAAUCACUUGAAGUGAUCCGUAUUUCACGAAAUAAAUAUUGAAGUAGAAGUGGAAUGAAAAUCCGAGACAGUGAUCAGAGGCAUUUAAAUGAUGGUCCUUCAAUGUGACACCCGCAAACGCACAUGGCUUGUCAAAUUGCGUGGGUUGAUUCUUUGUUUUGAACGUACUUCGACGGAAGGAAUCGGUUUGCUUGGGUCACUAGCGAAACAUGAUCUCGUUCUUGUCGUAGAAGGGAUCGAACUCGAGAUACAAAAUAAGCUUGGUAGCGGAGCUUUUGGCGUGGUCUUCAAGGCAAGAGACUUACUUGCGAGUGAAACUGUCUUUUAUGCAUUGAAAGAUGUGGUGUGUUCGAAUUCGGCUUCAAUUGGCAAAGCAAUCAGCGAAGUGGAAACGCUCCGUCGUGUGAAGCACGAUUUUAUUGUGAAAAUUAUAGCUGCCGACCAGUAUGAAGACUCACGCGGUGGAUUUCACGUGCUGAUCUUAACGGAAUACUGUUCUGGUGGGAAUUUAAACGACAGGCUGUCGCAACCAAGCAGCGAGGAGAAAACUCUUAAAUGGCUCAGCCAAAUAGCGAGUGCGUUGAGCUAUUUGCACUCGCUUCAGAUCGUUCAUCGUGAUGUUAAACCAGACAACGUAAUGCUGACAGACUCAACAAGAGAGGACUUAAAACUUGGUGAUUUUGGUUUAGCGAGAGAGUUUCUUGCGUUGAAAAGAGUAGAAACACUGUCGGCUUCAAACUGUGGGUUGGCGCAAUAUUACAUGCAGUCAGGGACCGGCCCUGCUCAUUGGAUGGCUCCUGAGGUUUUCACAUGUCACUAUACGGAGAAAGCAGACAUCUUCUCCCUCGGUGUUCUAUUCAACGCAAUCCUUAUGCGAGACUUCGCUUACUCGGCUAACGAGAGGCGAUGGUACGGCGCAUUCGUGAAGGUUUCUGGUGGAGUAAAACUUGGCCUCGGGUAUGCGAUGGCAAUACUCGGUCCAGCGGCCAUGACCGAGUUCGUUCAUGAUCACAAGCUGAGCGAGGAGAAUGGAUUCCGAGGUUUGAUAAUAGAUACUCUGAAUUAUGUCCCGCAGGAAAGACCCAGAGCCGAAGAAAUUUACUACAGAAUUGAGGAAAUCGCCACAAAUAUCCGUCUGCAAUGGUCUGAUGAGGAGCAUAUCCACGACAAGCGUUCAAAAGGAAGGAAAGUGCGUAGGCCGAGAAUGAGGAACAAGUGCUUGAUUAGUUAGGACUGUUUAAUUAAUUUGAUCUAAGAGGCUGAAAUUGCUGUGUGGGUAUGAUUGGAUAGACAAUUUAUCGAAUAAACUGAAAGCUUAUAAUUUCUUCAAUGAUUCAGUAUAGACAUGUGGUACAAAACUGUGCGUUGGUACAUUGAUUGGAUGUGAACACUGGUUUUAAAUUUUAUCUAAGAAGAAGACUACAGUAUUGGUGUAAUAUCAAAAGACUGAGAGGAACUUACGAGGUUUAAGGAUUCUACACUUGAUCAUUAACACCGUAAAGGAUGUAGAUAAAGACUUGCUCUCUCCUUUGGAGGAUAAAGAAGUAAAUAUAAGAUAUUGGAAUGCAUAAAUAACAGAAGAAAUCAUGGAAAUACUUUCAAGAGUCCUAAUGAGCAACAUCAGUUUUUUUAUUCCUGUCUAGUCUAAAACGAAAUGU